This is a messenger RNA of Phytomonas sp. Hart1, 1287 nucleotides long. NCBI's taxonomy places the organism in Eukaryota, Euglenozoa, Kinetoplastea, Trypanosomatida, Trypanosomatidae. The record is from the annotation of a GenBank genome assembly.
AUGUACAUUAUGGUUCUUGCGGCAGAAAAAACGAACAUUCGAUCCUUUGAGGGCAUGGCGCGUUGGCUUUUCCCUAAAGGCCAUUACGCCUUUUCCUACUGGGCAGCCUUUGUUCGUUUGUUUUUCGGAUUAUCAGCGUGCAUAGCGUACGUGAUUUCUGUGGGAAACAUUAUUAGUCCGAUCUUUAAAGAGGCGCAUAGGCGCAAUCCUGACAGUGUUGGCAUCGGCUUCUUCAACAAGGCCGGUGGCAAUCGCAUACUUACGAUCCUUGUAUGGCUUUGCGGUAUGUUACCAUUAAUGAUUCCGAAGCACAUUGAUUCCUUACGCUACGCUUCAACCUUCGCAGUCAGUUUUUUAGUAUACUUUGCCCUCGUUGUAUUUGCUCACAGCUGUACGCACGGACUAAAGGAUUUCCAAAAUUAUGUGAAAACAACUGACCGAAAUGAGGAUGCAAACAGUGACGAAAGAAUCAUUUACCUUUUCCGAACUGGAAAUACUUUACUCAGCAGCAUCGGUGUGUUCAUCUUCUCGUACCUAUGCCAUGUUGCUGUGUACGAAAUUUGGUGGGAUAUGCGUCCUGAAGUACGUACGCCACGUAAUUUUGUGUUGCUUCUAAGCUUAGGUUUGGCUAUUUCUGCUAUUAUUUAUAUUAUUACUGCCUUUUUCGGGUACGUUGACUUCGGCAGCACCAUCGGCUCGAAUUCUAUCCUAUUGAUGUACAACCCUAUCAAUGAACCCCAAGUAAUGAUUGCGUAUAUUGGCAUAUUGGUCAAGCUGUGUGUGUCGUAUGCAAUUCUUGGCACAACAGCGCGUAAUUCCAUUUACUACCUCAUUGGAUGGCAGAAGCGAUUCGCCAAUAAAGCUUCUGUGCCACCGGAGCAUAGCCAAACUGCGGCCCUUAAGAAUUCAACAGCACACCAUACACAGGAUGAGGAAAACAAACACAUUCCCACAGGUGAGAUUUCCCCCAUUAAUACGGAAGAGGACACCACGUACGUUGACAACAUCCCCUACUUAUGGCACGUAAUUGUGGUUCUAAUAUUAUCUUUUGUGACACUCCUUUGCGGCUUAUUCAUUCCUAAAAUCAACACCGUAUUUGGUUUCGCUGGGUCUGUGACAGGCGGCUUUCUGGGGUUUAUCUUCCCCGCGUUAUUCUACAUGUACUCUGGAGGUUUCUCUGUGGAGCGGGAGGGAAGAUUCAACUACUACUCUACCUACAUAAUUAUGUUCAUUGGUGUGUUUGCUAUCGUCUUUGGGUUUGGUAUUACUGUCUAUGAUUCAUUGUAA